Stomoxys calcitrans (stable fly) is the source of this 1749-nucleotide messenger RNA. RefSeq lists its product as uncharacterized. The transcript has a single exon. The record is from RefSeq and is a predicted model, not a curated record. Bases 1 to 1749 code for a protein of 582 amino acids. NCBI's taxonomy places the organism in Eukaryota, Metazoa, Arthropoda, Insecta, Diptera, Muscidae.
AUGGAUUCAAAUUUCUACCCAAGGCAAGUGGAAAACAUGUUGCACACUAUGUUGCAAGGCAUAGAACAAGAACGUGCCAUAGACUCGUUAUUACUACUGCAGCAAUCAUUCCACGAGGAUGUAAUGGGACAAACCUUCUAUGCAUUUCCCAGGCCCAGGGUGAUUGUCACACGAAAUGAGACUUUUAGUUUUUAUCAAAAAUUUAACACAGAAAUGCUAACCGUUUUGGUCACCCAAGGCCAUUUGAAUCGCGACUUAGUGGAGUUGGCAGCUGCAAUUUUAUAUAAAAGGCGUCAAACUAGAAUUCUGGCACUGGCCUGGGAUAUACAGGACAAAGAGAACUUCAAAAAGGAUUUUCUAGAAGCAUGCCAUGCCUAUAAGAUGACCAAUGUCCUGUUGAAAUUUCUUUACCUUCACGAACAGCCUACGGCGGUCUAUUACUCCCUUAGACCUUAUCCCAGCUAUCAUUGGGAGCUGCAAUCAAUGCAUGGUAAUCAAGGUAGCUAUUACCCCCAACAUUGGCGCAAUUUUCAAAAUGCCUCUCUCAUCACCUACACCGGCCAGGAACCCCCCUUAGCCUUGGUGUUUGUGGAUGAAAGGGGAGCUAUGAGGAUCGAAGGAUAUGUGGCCAGUUUUGUUUUGGCCUUUGCCCACACCUUCAAUGCCAGUUUGGCAAUGUACAAACCCCUGGUAUUGGGUAAAGUGAUUCCAAACGCCAACGUCAACCAACUGGCUAUUGAGGGCAAACUGGACAUACCCAUGGUUUGGAGCAGCCUUUUGAUAAAUGAAAAUAUCGAACACAAUUCCGAUUACUAUGACCUGAUAAACGUUCUAAUUGCUGUGCCCUGUGCCGUACGCAUGGAUAUUCGCGAGGUGUUUGGCAUACUGCUCAAUGGCAACUUUUUUGGUUGCAUUUUUCUAAGCUCCCUCUGCUUGUCGAUCAUGCAUGCUUUCGUCGAUUACGCUUUCGAUGGUCUUUUGAAUCGUUUGAAUUUCAUACUGAAUCAUAGCAUACUGCCAGGCGUAUUGGGUCAAUCGUAUGUCAGCCGCCACACUCCUUGGAGGGUUUUGAAAAUCCUCUAUCUGUUGGUAUCCUUUGUGGGACUCAAUAUUGCAACACAAUUUUCGGCCAACAUAAGCACUUUGUUCACCCAACUGCCCCAUCAUCGACAAAUUGUCACACUCAAAGAUCUAAACAAAUCCCCACUCAAAAUACUGGUUGACGAAAUUUAUGGCGAUGAAAUAAAAGAGAAAUUUCCAUUGCUGGGAAAAUCCAUGGUAACCGUUAAGAAUCCUUCAGAGAGACUCGAGCUCAUCGAUAGGUUCAAUACCUCCUAUGGCUAUAUGACAAGUCCUUCGGCCUGGGAAUUUAAUUCUCGGCGACAGCAAUUCUAUUCGCAAAAAAUAUUUUGCCUCAUGAACGAUGCCAGCUUCGAAGGUAUGUUCCAUCACAGCAUUACCCUGCCUCCCAAUUCGCCGCUUAGGGAGGCCAUCAACUAUUUGUUGCCACUGGUGCGUGAAGUUGGUCUAAUGAAAGCCUGGAUGGACAGAACAUUCUACGAAAUGGUAAAACUAAAGAAAAUAUCUUUGCGUGAUAAUUAUCCGGAAGAGAAUAGAAGAGUGCUUGCGGCAGAUGAUUUCUUUUGGAUUUGGAUGCUUGUUGUCAUAGGCCAGGCUAUGGCCACAGUGGCUUUUGGGUUGGAAUUGUUGUGGCAUUUUGGCAGAGAAAAUGAAAAAAGUCUCAAAUAA